Messenger RNA from Porites lobata, 867 nucleotides. The record is from the annotation of a GenBank genome assembly. Lineage: Eukaryota; Metazoa; Cnidaria; Anthozoa; Scleractinia; Poritidae.
AUGAUGCGCACUCCAAUGAAUUUUCUCCUCGUCAAUUUAGCUGUUGCUGAUAUGACUGUGGCAGUCUUCAUCGCAAUUCGCUACAUCUUCACCUUGGUAUUUGUCCACCCAAAGGGAGAAAUAGGUGACUUUGUUUGCCAGCUUCUGACAGGUGAAGCUUUUAUGUGGGUUGGCGCGCUUGCUUCGGCCUUCUCUCUCGUUUGCAUCGCUUUAGAACGAUACCUUGCCAGCAAAUUUCCAUAUGACCAGCGAAAAAGGAUCACAACUGCCAAACUCAAGAUCAUUGUCGUAGUCUUGUGGGUGAUGGCAGCAUCCUGGAACAUGCCACUGUUUCUUUACGCGAGAUACGACCCUGUCAGUGAAUUCUGCUUAUUCCACUGUUCAAGUGCUAACUUUUCGAAGUUUCACAGUCCCGCAUGUGCUGUGGUAUACGGUGCCCUGCCAAUCACCGUCAUGAUUUACCUGUAUUCUAAGCUGGUUUACAAACUAUGGUUUCGUCCCAUUUCCUGCUCAACAAUUGCACAACAGAACAAGCUGAGAUACUGCAAGAAAUCUGCACGGCUGGUUGUAACAGUCAGUGUGAUUUACUCCGUUUGUUGGAUCCCAGUGUUGGCUAUUUAUGUGAUAUCUUCGUUUACGAGCCUACAGAUAUAUUCCUCUGUACACACCACAAGUAUAGUUUUUGUAACACUCAACUCCGCUAUAAACCCAGUGCUGUAUAGCUUGCAGAGCGAUCGUUUUCGAAAGCACAUGAUAGCUUUGUUGCAGUUUCCUUGCUGUACGCGCACAAGCUGUAGGGUCGGUACUUCCCAAGUCACAACAUCAAAUGAGGAUAAAGAUUUACACGAAACGGCCUCGACCGUUUGA